This is a messenger RNA of Paraphaeosphaeria sporulosa, 2231 nucleotides long. RefSeq lists its product as uncharacterized. Bases 227 to 2068 code for a protein of 613 amino acids. NCBI's taxonomy places the organism in Eukaryota, Fungi, Ascomycota, Dothideomycetes, Pleosporales, Didymosphaeriaceae. The record is from RefSeq and is a predicted model, not a curated record. The transcript is spliced from 2 exons.
GUGAGGCCUGCGGUGGCGGAAAGCAGUGUUGAUCGCGUGGGAGUGGGUAGGCGACGUGCGUGUUUGGACAUGGGUUUGUACUUGGAAUAUAUGGCGGUGGCCACCUGCAUUGCUGGGCCGGGCCAUCGAGCGCUGUACUGCGAAAUGGCUUCAUAGCGAUCAGAGCAAGUGAAGCGUCGAGCUCGUCAUAUCCUGUUUUUGUUUUCGUUGACAACACAUUCGCUACAUGCACUCGCUAUUGAAGCAGGUGGUGGUGGGAAGCGCGGUCGUGGGAGGUGUGAAGGGCGCGCUGAUUCCUAGGGUUACGCCUGCUCCCAGUGCUGAAUUGUUGGCUGAGAGGCAAGAUCCUGAUGCUCUUUCGCUCGCUCAAGUCCUUCUUACCGCCGUUCCCGAAUCGCUACGCCAGAUCGCUGCUACUAAUCUACCUGCUGCGUCGAGUAUCCUUUGGGAGGAAUUCCUUGACGACCAGAGGCCAGAGUGGUUUGAGGAGUUGCCGUGGGAGAUUCAAAAUUAUUUGAUACGAAAGUUCGGGCCUCAGACUGCGUGGCCGACUGAGGCGCCGAUGAGUGGAGGGCUAAGUGGAUCGGUUGGAUUCACUGCAACGAUGACGGCGUCAACGACGGAUAUGACGGCGGAGCCAAGUCAACCCACACGAUCUCCAGAGACGAGUGAGGGCGCAUCGCAGAGUGGCACUGGAGCGACGGAGAGUACAGAAGUGCCGGCAUCCACAGCAUCGAGCGAUCGAAUAAGUAAGUCAACUGCGUCUGCAACUUCGUUCGCGACCUCGUACACGAGUGCGUCGCGAUCAUCGGUGCCAGAUUCAGCCGCCACGAAGUCGCACACAACCUCAUCCUCGAUAACACUAGCGAAUCCAUCCGAAACCUCCUCCGCAUCACCUACAACCGAACCCGAUGCUCCACCAGCGGUGAACAGUCAUUUGUCGAAAGAACAGAAGGUUGGGCUCGGAGUAGGCAUUCCAUUUGGUCUCCUCGGCAUCGCAGCUCUGUUCUUCGCAUGCUGUGUGCUCUGUCGCCGUCGCAAGAAGAAACACGUGGAGGGCUCGAUCCCGCCAGCAUCUCCCGGCUUUAUACCCCGAUUCGCCUUCCAAGAGAGAUCCCACGAGAACCUUGAACAUCGCACAUCGUUGAUCCGCGAGGCGAAUCGCUCGAGGCACGAUCUCGGUGCAGCUUGGGACGACGAGGGUGUAGACCCGAUCGAGAAUAUGCCAGGGCAGAAUCCGUACGCCUGGAAAGACCUUGGAGCGUACAGCAAUUCCAAUGUUCCGGCCCGAGCACCGGCCGCCGCGAGGUCGACUUACACUGCGCUGGACAAUGAAGUUCACGAGGACAACUACUCUAACGUCCCCGUCAUGAUGAUGAACGACCCGAAGCCGAUCAUGGCGCCUGCGUUGUAUCACACGCACUCUUCGAAUCGAGCGAGAGGGAAACGAACAAGCUACACCAGCUUACACUCCGUAGCCGAAGUUUCCGAACCUGAUGAGUUUGAGUCGCCGAUCCUGGGACGAAAUGUCCGGCCGCACCACAGCCCGGCGAGAAACUUGAUGUCCGCGCCAGCGGUACCUGCGGAUGCACAGAUCAGACGGAAGCCAGUACCAUUGAGUCCUCCUCUACCUCCCCUUCCAACCAGCCCUUCACCAGUCGCCACGAGCCCUGCGGCCCAAGCAGCUUCACAUAAACUGCUGCGGCAGACAAUGCCAGAGCAUAGUGGAAGCAGCUCUAGCGGUCUGGCAUUGACCACAUCCAGCGGCCUGAGCAGCGCCUCCAGUCUUGCCGUGCAUGCCGAAGCCACAUCACCCAUCUCACCUAUUUCAGAUCGUGCGCCGAGCAAUCCCUUCCACUACGACUCGUAUGUCGAGGACUACGGGCCAGAGUUCCAGUACGGGUACGUCGACGUUGACGACGGGCUCUACGGCGGAAACACCAGUCUCUCGCAUUAUCCUGAACCUCGAAGGAAGAACUCGAAGACGGAGUGGCCGCUGAGAAAUAUCGUGGGAUCGCAUCAGAGGCGGAGAAGCAGUCCGAUAUGGGAGCGCUUAUCAGAGGAGUAAGAGUUGGUGAAAACGUUGUUUUGACGACCCUCAUAUGAGUUUUUUUUUUGUCAGUACACAUGAUACCACAUGGCAUUUGGGUUGGAGUCAGAGCGUGGGAGAUACCACACGUUCCUUGUAUUUGUUCCAUACAGCAUUCGAAGAAGACGGGCGUGCUUGGAAG